Messenger RNA from Xyrichtys novacula (pearly razorfish), 17983 nucleotides. The record is from the annotation of a GenBank genome assembly. Lineage: Eukaryota; Metazoa; Chordata; Actinopteri; Labriformes; Labridae.
AUUUUGUCAUGUACUAUUUUUAACCCUUGGAUUAUUUAUUUUUUCAAGAGAGGUUCAAUAAAUUUACCAAAAAUAAAUCCACAGUUUGAAAUAUUAUUGGUGAAAUGUGAAAUGGUCACAUAUCUGGAACUAUUUAGAACAUUUUGCUAAUUUCAGAACAUUUUUGGUCGAUUUAAAAAGAUUUUUUAAAAAUCAAUCUAAUCCCUGCAGUCCCAGGGUUUGAACAGGCGUCGAUAAAGGCAUGAUUGUGUACUUGAAGUGCGCAGAACAGCUGGCUUUGUGUGUGGAGUGGACUCCUCCCGUUGUGUGAUGAAGUUCAGAUGCGCGCCGUUGUUCCGUACGCGCGUCACCAGCGCACAGAGGAGCUUCCCGACGCGAGGGGAGGAUGGAGAGCUGUGUGGAUCACGACCAUGGGAGGCUGUGAAUCUCACUUUAGCCCUCGCUAAUUGACGUGCUUCUACUUUUACGGGAUAUGUUUCUAUCUUUUGUAUGAGCAGUAACCCUGCUGCUCUGGAUUCAGAGAUCCAGCACCGCCUUUCGCGUGUUUCUCACAGCUGAAAAGCUUCCUGGGCUUCGUGGACUGUGAAACGUCGGCUCGGUUCAUCGCGGUUAUGUUUUAGUAUACUCGGACAAAGCUGUGUGGGGGUAUUUUUUUCUAUCCAGGAAAUGUUGGCAUGGCCACCUCGAGAGUACAGAAGUGUCCGAAGAGUGAGAAGUUGGACGAGGCGCAGGCUUUGGCCAAGAGCUGCGCGGGGAGACCAGACUUCCUGCCUUGUGAUGGACUCUCCAUCUGCGCGACGCACAGCCACGGGAAGUGCUUCAAGCUGCACUGGUGCUGCCACUUGGGCUGGUGUCACUGUAAGUUUGUUUUACGUGGUUUAGAACCCUUUAGAUGGUCCGGAAUGUAUCUAAAACCCACUAUGAUUCCCUAAUAAUCUGAUAGUUUGGUCUGUUAUGUGAUUUCAGAUACCAGUUCUGAGUCUGUUCGUCGACUAAAAUGGAGAAAUCCAACAGACAUUUACUGAGUGUUUAUAAAAUCCUCCUAAAGACGACAUAUUUUGAGAUGUUGUGGUCAGACUGACACUCACAGGAAACAUUUACAGCCAUAUUGGUGCUGUUUCAGGUCUGGGGAAACUUCCAAACAGAUUUUAGCCUCGUUUGUAUUCAUGGCGAUAAUUUUGAGGUCAAACUCAGAGACUCAUCCUCGAUCAGAGUCAAACCUUCAAACAGACGCCCUGAAUGAAUAGUUAAUGCAGGCGAGUCUAAACAAUGGAGGCUGCAAAAUUCACACGCAGGGUUGGAUGAUUCAGGGCCAUGGUGUCACUGUUGCUGUUCAUCUGAGCAACACAAACUGACAGUAAACAGAAACAGUGAGGCCCAUUAACAUUUAGACCCACAACUAAUCCCCUGUACAGUCCCCCUACACCUUUAUGCAUGAAUGUGUAGCUGUCUAACCUAAAAAUGUGUGUAUUUGAAAGUGCAGAUUUUUGGAGUUUAGCACAACCUAGAACAGCUAGAAUAAUUUAAACCAAGUAAAUAUGUGGAUGGUUGCGCAUGCAAGUCUGAAAUGCUGUCCUUGUAAAUAUAAGUCCAUACUGUUGUAAGAUGAUGUUAACUUAAAGAAUAGAAAAAACUCCAAAGCCAAAGAGGGUCACAAAUGUGAUUAAUCCACCACCAACUGUGCUUUACUUCACAGUUUUGAGGGGGUGUUUAAAGGCCGGAAGACGUCACACACACUUGGGUCAUCACUUUCAUUUCUGCUUUUACACAGUCUGGUGAAAUAAUGAUUUUCUCAUAGUCAACAAAUUCCAUUAAAAGACCAAAUCCGGUGAGACAUUUUAUCUGUGUCAUGGGCUUUUGAGUCACAGUUAUAAGAUAAUGACAAACAUGAGUCCUGUAAUAGUCCCUGAAACUGUUGUUUAUUCAUGCUUGACCAGUGUUUGUUGAAAAUCAGGUGUAAUAGGACUUUACUGACCCCCUUUUCACAGUCAAACUUCAUAUUUUGGAUCUAAUUAUAAAAGUCCACUCCUGCAGUGAGGGAUGACCAUUGAGCUGAAGGUUACAGAUAGUGCAGGGAUAAGGGAAAGUAUACCAGGAGAUGAACUAUCCCAGUAUUGAUCUUGAUGGGAUCUGGUGACAUUCAGUAAAUCUGUAGAAAAUUGUUAGUUCUGCAUUUUAAAGAAGGACAUCUGGUCAUAAAAUCAUGUUGUUUUUAAACUAAGUAAAAACAGUAUGACCUUAACAAAGCCAGCAUCAUCCUUGCAGACUGUUAAAUUGGCUCUAUUGACCGUGAAGCUUUUCCACUCAAUCACAAAUAAUUCUCUCCUCGUCACUGGUGUGCACCUCAGACAUUUCCUCCUCCGUUUGAAACUCUCUGAAACUGACACCUGGACACCACCCAGCACUGAAUAACAAUAGCUGCGCCUGAACCUGACAGGAUGUCCGGCACUUUGUGCUGCCCUAACUUAUCCUGGAAAUCCUCUGCUCAGUGUAAAACACCAUCAACCACCUCCGCUGCAACAUUAACUCUCUGCUUAUAGUGUGCAACUGGAGAAGUCACAUUGUAAUCUUUGCCGUGUAAUCACUGGAUUUAGAUUCCUGCUGCGGUCCACAGUGAGCCAAGUGAUUUGAAAUAUCUGAUGUGGCAGAAAAGCCAUGAAUUCUUUCCAGUGUUUAUGAUGAGCAACAUGCUGGAUUUAUGUCUCUGAGAAAAGCCUGCUCAGUCUUAGAUCAGUUUUUUACUCUGAAAUAUUCACCAAUCUACCCAAAAAGUGCUGCAAAAUAGACUCAGAACUCAUGCCUCCCCUUUGUUUGACACAGACUUGUUGUGGUAGAGAGGAAAAACCUUCAUAAUGAGGUUUCUCACCUUCACAUCUCCUUCCAUCAUAACUCACAGUUUCCCCUCACAGGACAGCCGUGCACCACAAGAAUAAACCCACUUAGACUGCUGAAUCAGGCUGAACCUGGGCACCCAGCGAGGAAAGUAUUACAGGGUGCGUCUGCAUGCACUCCCUGCCUGCUCUACUCAGCUCACACCCUUCUUUCCAGCAAUAACACGAGAAUGCUGGGUACAAAAAUGUUGUUACACCCCCUUAUCUCUUUUCAUUUUUGAACAUGCCUUCAACUGUCGCCUGGAGUUUAGACUUGUUCUGAAGCUGAUAAUUGUGCAUUUACCACAGGGAGCCCCGCUAGACUGCCUGUUUUAAUUACAUCUUUAAUAGGUUUCCAGGCACACAAAUACAAAAGGUUAAUGUGUAGUAAGAGCAGGCUCAGCACUUAAAUUUCCCAAACACAAGUUAUUUCCAUUAUCUUUCCUGUGGAGCAGUAUUGAAGGAAUACCCUUGACUUCCUUCCUUGCUGCUCCUGCUUCCUGAGGACCUUUCCAAACCAAACAUCUUCAGGUUUUCUUCCUUGGCUGAAGAAACUCCUGUUGUUUCUUUAAAGGCCUCCCAUGAGGAUGUAGUUCUGUUGAAGCGUUGGGAUGAUAAAGUGGUGGAAACUGGAAUUGUACGUAGGUGGAUGCAGUGUUCCCAGCUGGUGACAACAUCAGUCCAAGCCUCUCAUUAGAGGUAAUUAGCUGUAUUUAGUGUCACCGCCAAUAUGUCAUGUCUGAUGAGAGCUUUUGCUUGCAGCAACACUAGAACCACCUGGUUGGACGAUUUUCCUCCCUUCUUAUGCUCUUCGUACUGAUUACAAUUACCAGGCCGCACAGUGAAUCACUCAUUUACAAAGUCUAACGCAGUCUAAUUAGCCUGGAACAGACUUGUACUCACUUCUUAUACUUCUUUUGUUAAAAAGGAAAGCAGGGUCUCUUUGUCAGAUUUCAUCUCAUCCCCCACGCCACACAGCUGUAGCGUGCGACUAUCUCUUAAGGGAAAUAUGAAGCCUUAUUGGAUGAAGCUCCACACCACCAUGAUUGAUAUGGGGCCCAGCUCAAAACUGACAGCAGUGCUGAAUCAUGAAAAGUUUCACCUUUUAUUAAAAGAUCAAUACUUUUGUCAGCAGUGGCCUGUGGGAAUGUUUUUUGAUUGAUCCUUUGUGUUUGGGGGCCACAGAGCUUCAAUCACUUUAACUGCAGGACUCUCAGUGAUGGAAAAGUGCAGCACCGAACCAAAGUCUAACAAAUAUUUACUAUAUUUUAAAGAAUUGAAGUUCUUCUGAUAGCUUUGCAGUUUGAAUGUGAUUUAUAGAGCAAAAGAGUCUUUACUAACUUCAGAUAGGAGACUUUGAAAACCUGAUUUCAGCCUCUGUUUAGCUAUUGUGUCUUUAAGGCUCCCCUCAACACUCCAGAGGAUUCCUUCACUGUUGCCACUGUUGUUGCCAUGCUACAAAGUUAAGCUUCUGUAUUUAAAAUCCAUGUUUUGUAUCCAAAAUCUGACCCAUUAAGUUUGGGAAGGGACUAAAUACAUCCCCAACAACAUUAAACAGAGCAACAUGUUUCUUCUUCUUUUUAAUUGUGAUCUUUCAAGGAUGUUAUAAUUUGAGCAAAUCUUAGCGUGGCUGUUACGUAAUUCUCAUGUGACUUUUUGAACAUGCCAUUCACAGCUUUCCUACCUUAUCCUCCUGAGAUUAAGUAUUAACAUCCAACAUUUUAACCUAAUAUGUUUGUAAAUGUAGAAAAAUCAUAACACCAGCUCUCUGAAGUCUGUCCAACCUCAUUCUCUGCGACUGUUUCUACCCCCUAAGUGCACCUCAGCAGGAGACACUAUCAGGGAAUAAACAGAGAAAAUUAUGUAUUACAAGAGUGUGACUUAGUAAAAAAAGAAGAAAAUCUGGCUGCUGCAGCCUCAUGUUUGCUUAACCUAAAUACAGAACCCAUUUGCAUGAAAGAGGGUAAAGCAUCCAGAUAAAACUGGUGAAGUGGUUCUUGUUGUAUAUUUGUUGUUUUCUUCAUUUUGCUACACUUCUGCUUUUUCUCUACACUGACAGGUUAGAGCCUGAUUUAUACUUGAAUCCAAGCAGAAUAUUUGCUGUAACUUAUAUACAGUAUGUAACCCACAGUGUAGUGACUAUGCUGAAUUUUAGUCACUGUCUGGGUGCGGGAGUGAGGUGUUUUUGACGCGCUUCCAGUACAAUCCAUUGUCCAGUCCAAUGUUGUUGUUGUGUUAUAUUUUUGCCAUUUAUUGAUUAAAUGAAAAACAAACAAAAAAAGACAUAUAUGUACGAUAUAUACGACAAUGGUGAUGUACGUGAUGAGGGUGAGAAUUGUGUCGGAGAUUGGCGGUAAAAACUGUGUCCCUUUUGUAGCAUUUACCCGCCCAUUCACCUGAAGUGCCUCUUGUGGUGAUUGUGCGAGUAACAAAACAAAAUCUCAAAAAUAAUACAGAUAAAAUGGCUCAUACACACAGCACGUGGAGCAUUUGUGCCAUACAGUCCGCAACAUGUACAUUGGUUUUCAAGGCUUCUUGUUGAAUUUCACACAAAUGUGCAGUUUCACUUUCGCUGGAGAAAAAUAAACAUGAAAUAAUUGCAGAUUGAGUUACAAUCAGUUUGAGCUUCAAAUGGAAGUCAACAGGCCAUAGUAGCAACUUACUGGCCCACAUUACCUGGGUCCUCUGCGGUAAGGGUUCAGAUGAAAUGCAGUAUUGUGAAUCAGGCUGAAGAGGUUUUACUGCUGGAGUAAUGCUUUUAAGACAGCUCUCAGCCUCAUCUUUGCCAAUGAUCUCUCCAAACAUGGGGCUGAAUACAAAUGCUCCUCCUCGCAUAGUUUGGUGGACAACAUCUGGCCAUGCUGCUACUGCAUGAAGAAAUGUGAACAAGGCCUUUUCCUGAGUGGAAGACCUCAAAACAAUCAGUCCUGACACAGUAUUACAUUUUCUCCCUGUGGUGACAGACUUAACAGUGGAUUUAAAACUGGCUGCAGGUCAAAAACAGCCUUUCCCUCUGGAGCCGCUCAACAGGAAACAGGAAGGGAGUUUCACAUGGUGUCAGGACAGGCUGUCUCCGGCGCUGAAACCUGAAACUUAUGUUGUCCCCUUGUCCCACCACCCCUUUGUUGGCCGGAUUUGAGCACAAAGAACAGCGGGUGCCUGCGCGGGCUGAAUCCAAUACUACAGCUGCUGUGAUAAAUGAGAAUAAUCUGCUGAAGUAAUUGUUUUUCUUGACAGAGUUUGACUCAAAAUGCUGCCUUGAACUGGUGAGCAGCAUUAAAAGCAGAUCCACUCAGUCUGCGCAUAAAGACUGCUGGCUUUGGCUCUAACAUAAAAAAAUCAAGCUGAGGGGGCUGUUAAUGACUCAGUCUCUGCUGAGGCUUUGAUAUAAGCCGAUAUUAAAAUGACACAAUCUGUGAGAGACACUCGUGCUCAUUCAUCUACAUGUGGAGUUUGUCUGCAAUAAACCUCAGCCUCUUUAGUGUUUCCCUUUGAGCUGCAGUCUGCAGAGUGACAGAAGAGCUGGAGUCUGAAGAAGUGAUGUUCAAUCUGUGCGAGAGAGAGUGAGAGACUGAAGGGCUGCAUUAUUCAGAGAGACUAUCUCCUGUGCUAAAGGAGAGUGUGCAGCCAUCAACCAGCCACAGGCCCACUGAUAGAGAGAGAGAGAGAGAGAGACAGGUGUGAGUGGAGUGGUUGGAGCUCCUCAUACCUUCUCUGUUAAACGUCCUGCUCUUGUGACUUCUCCAAGAAGAGCUGUCUGUUCUCCUCUGUCCAAUUAACCUUUUGAACUUCUGAUUUCCUCUAUAAAUACAUUUCUUCAGCAUCCUCUGGUGAUUAUUUGACAGACUUAAUCUCUUGGUCUAACGCUGUACUGAAGCUAAUUAAUUUCGACAAUGAUUACAAUAAUUAAUCCCGAAUUUUAAUGUCUUAUUUUGUAAUGAUGUUGUUAUAUACGGCUGUAUCUGGACCCAUAAUUUUUUGUAUUUAGACUGAAAAAAAUCCAAAAGGAGGACGAGUCACCACCGUGGCGUUUAAACUGAAGCUAUCCUGAAUCCACACUACAAUUUUUUUCUAAUGAGGAGCUUUUCCUUCCUCUUUUGAUGUACCCAGCAGCCUCAUUUACAUCCCUUUAGUUCUCCAUCCUCCAGAACGCCCGUCAUCAGCUUCCAAUGAUCUUUUCUGUGGUGUUUAAUUGUAACUUGAUGAAAGCUUUACCAGUUAAGGAGGAAAGAAGUCAGGAGUCAUUCCCCUCCGUUCUCACAGUGCAACAUGCCCUGUAGCUGCGUAUCAUCCUGGUCCAUUGAGGCUGCUGUCAGUGGAAACUUUGAGCCUGUAUUUUCUCUGCAGUUCAUUUUUUCUCGCUGUAGUUGUAGGUGUAAAGUGGUGGGUCUGCAGAGAAGCUCCUAUUUUUGAUUCUGAAGCACUGACUCAAAUCUGUUACGUCUCCUGCUCCUGCUUCUUUUCUGCUGUCAAUCUUCAUUAAAGCGGGACUGGGGAGGUCUCGUGACAUCGUGUUGUCUCAGUUUGGCCGGCUUUCUUUUGGGAGAAAAAAAAUACAGGAAACAUGAGAAUGUCAGAUACAACGCCAGAAGCUGUUUUGUGCUAUUUCUGGUUAGAUUUGCUCUUUAACCUCGGCUAAUAAAAGAAAAGUUUUGAAGGCUUUUCAUUUUGUACUCAAAAAUCUAACAAACAGCAGUUUUUACAGUUUUUUUUCUCCAUUUAUUGCUGAGCUGUGUUUUAAUUAAUCAAGAUUUGUUCCAAACACAUGAAUAUUUAUACGUUUUAGUGUUUAUCUACAGUAAAUUUGCACAUUUCCACAAAUAAUAUUUCAUUUUAUAGCUAUUGAACUACAUAUUUUGUGUCCCUUUUUUUAAAAUAAUGUACAUCUUUAUUAUAAAAUGAUGAUAAAUUACAUAAAGUCCCAGUGAUUAACACUUACAUUAUGUCUCAUGUUAUGUUGGUCUUUUGAUAGCAUUUAGUUGCAGCCUCAUCCUUUUAAGAGAUUACUUAUAUCCUAACCCUACACUAAAAAGUUAGGGCUUGGAAAUUCUUCUCAGUAUUGAUGUUUAUUUCAUUUCUUUGGGAGGAUUUCUGGUCCUUCUCAGUAUGGAAAUAUAAAAACAUGAACACACAGGAGAGUCAGAGGGUGCAUAGGCAGCUUAACAAUUGACAUUGUCAUGCAAGGGCUCAGUGCAGGGAGGCAGCAGCAUACAGCUGAAUAUCAAUAAAGCAGCAAAGACAGUGUUCACAGGCUGUCAGCUAGUGUUUGUAUUUCUCUUAGAGAACAGUCUAAACAGUAAAGGGACACAAGAAUCUCAACUCUAUAUCAGCUCAUCUGUAAAGCAUUGUUUGGGUUUUCGUCUUGAUCAUUGAGUUUACUUAUGUUGAAGUUUGUUGCCUAGGUUGUAAUUCUGCAGCCAACAUUUUCUGUGAAGUUUCAAAUUGAAGCUUUUUUGUAGACAAGCUGAUUUCUAUAAGCGUGUCUUCUUAUGGCCUGUCAACAAUGCUGACAGGAUGCCAAUACACUGUGAAAUAUCUUGCAUUUAGGGCUGCACGAUUUUGGCCAAAAAUAUUUUUUUGGGGUGAAAACUGAUUUCGAUUUUUUAUUCAGUGACAACUUCAAACUUAACUUUAAUAAGUUUUUCAAUCAUCUCUCAAAACAAAACCACUGAAAACGAUGUAGUGCAUAUGCCAAGCCAGUAAGUGGUGCUAACGCUGCUGAGGAAAUGCACAAAAUAUAGAAGAAAAGUACAUAGCAUGCGUAUAAAGGUUGUUUUGGCUGGACACGCACAGCCGCCAUAAAAGACUCAUGCUGUGUGUCACAUAAUCAUUUUGGGAGAUGCAAAUAGGAAGGGUUGAUACCGCCUUCAUACAGACUUUGCAGCAGGAAGUGGUUUGCUCUUCGUCCGAAACAGUGAAGUUGUACCAAUUCCACACGACUGACUUGCUCUUGCCCCUUUUAGCCAUGAAAUUAUCGCCUUCUUUUGCAAACGCCAUGUUUGUUUACCAUCUUUUAUCUUUUUUCUUUUAUCGCUGUCUUUUAUCUCUCAUCUCUUAUCUCUUUUACCUCUAUCUUACCUUGGCUUUACUGUCUUUUUAGCUUUUGUUAAACUUGUACUCUUUUCUUAAUUGACCUUUUAGGCCUUUUAUUGUUUUAUCUCUCGCUCAUUUCUGUUGCUCUAUUUUAUCAUUACUUUUAUUAUCAGGAUUACCUGUUACUAUUUUAUUAUCAUUGUUGAUAUUGCCUUUUAUAUUUACUAUCUUCUUUCCGCUUUCGCCCCCCCUUUUAAUUGCAUUUUCCUUUUUUCUUAACUAUUUUAUGUUUUAAUUUUGGUCCUCAUGGUCUCAUUAUAUGUUGCAUGGUUCUUGUAUUGUCUGGGUUCCUUAUGACAUGAAAAUGGCCUUCAAUUCCUGUUUUAACUGAGCUUUUUAGUUUUUAUUUGUCUUUUUCCACGUGCUCUAUGACUACAUGUCACAGCACUUUGUAAACAUCUGUUUUUUAAAAGUGCUAUACAAAUAAAGUUAUUAUUAUUAUUAUUAUUAUUAUUAGUAGUAGUAGUAGUAGUAGUAGUAGUAAUAGUAGUAGUAGUAGUAGUAUUAGUAUUAUUAUUGUUUACACUGGUGUGUGUGGGAACUGGGGAGCCAAUGGUGGCCUGGAGGCACAAGACAUAAUAGAAAUGAAAAUUGAUUUGACAAAUAAGAUUUUUUUUAACAUCAUAUAAUCCAAUUAUGAUUUAAAUUCGAUUAAUCCUGCAGCCCUACUUGCAUUAUUAACAUCCAUAAGCUAGCAAAUUUCCUACUGUUGAUACAUUCACCAAAAUACAAAUAAAAAAAAUACGAAGACUCCACCUCAUCUAUUUUGAAAACAGCCAUACUUACAGUUUUCAUUACCUGUUCAUGUCUUUUGGGAUCACUUCUGUGUGAUUCUUCCUAUUUUUUUCACUGAACUGUGAGACUGCAAGAUCAGGUGUAUUUAAGAUGUUGUGGUGAGAUUAUUCUCACACAAAACAUGCUCUCCUCAGAGAACCUUCUGCAGACUGUAAAUCCAGUCUCAGCUCGGGCUCAGGGUGUGAGUCUGUUCAGGACUACCAGUGUUGGUGAAGUGUUAGCUCCGUAUGUCACUCUGUUUUGUUGUCUGCAUAUGCAUCUGCCUGUCCCUCAGUAUUGCUCUUGGUAUUUCAAACCCCAGAUGGAUGCAUGCAAUUAGAUGUAAUAUGCUACAAACGAAAUGUCAACACACUGCCUGCUUCAGCUUUAGCUCUCAUUUGUUGCUGCUAUCUUGUCUGCCUGAAUGAGCCCGUCUCAGUGUGAACAUGGACCAUUAAACUCUUCUCAUUAAAGUAAGGAUGGCUUCUAUUUCUCCUAUUUGUCUGUAGCCACUUCAGCUCAUGUGUUAGAAAGCACAAGGAUGUACAGCCUCAGCCGCUGUGGCUUUUCACAGCGUUAUAUGAGUGCAUGAUGCAGGCUUUGUGUCCUGUGAUAAAGAGGUAGUGGUUUGAAUACACGUGCACAGAAAAGGAAAUACAACAGAGCUGCUCAGCUGAUUUAGAAAAACUCAAAUCACUAAAUAUCCUUUGUGCGGUGCAGAAAUGUCUCAUCAGCAUCACAAGCUCUCCUUGCCCAUUCAGCAGUAAAAACAAAGCCUCUCUGAGGUAGUUUGAUGUUGUCAAUGCAACCUGGGGAAGGAUUUUUGAUUGAAUGGCUCCCCCAGCCAGUGAAACAAAAGACAAGGACACAGAGUGAAGGGAAGUGAUGCGUAGGCCUGUCAUCUUCUGUAGCUUCUCUCUCUCCAGGGAGCCAGUUAAACACACAGCCGAGCAACACUAUUCAGGCAGCACGGCUCAGAGUUGGAGGCAGUGGGCUGCAAACAAUGAGUAACAUUUGGGUGCAGUCAUUUUGCACAAUCACAACCAGUACAUGAAAUGCCAAAAUGGGAGGCAUAACUUACUCUGGAGGUGGAGAAUAUUUGUGUAUGAUUGAGGCCACUUAUCAGAAAAUGGACGGCCUUUAUCUCAGAGAGGAUUUAUGUGGUAUUAUACAGUUUAUUACAGUAAUGCUCAAGUAAUGCAAUGUGUUGCAGUUUUAAAUCAGCAUCACAUCAUAAUCCCAGAGCUGUAAAUGUUGUUUUAUGGCCGUCAUCCUGCUUCUUUUUCAUCACUUUUGAAUUAAGUCUUGCAUCAGUUUCUUCUUCGCUCUGCAUGGCCUGAAAUACAAACUGUGUUACACUCUGGCUGCAGCUCAGCCUGAAAUGGUGGAAGGGCAGGUAUUUUUGCCUUUGGCAGCACAAAUGCUUUGUAGUGUGAAAAUUGCAGCAGCCUCCAACACAGGAGAGAUGAUAGGUUAUCACAGACACACUUCUCUCGCUCGCUCCAAUUCACGCUCACCAGCAUUUUCACGAAUCGGUGGUAGAAACCACUGAGAAACACUAAUAAUAUCACCACUCUACAACUGUGCUGGCUGCAAUAACUCAUGAUCAUCCGAGAGGGACCAUUUGUUUUCUGAACAAACUGUUCACAUUUAACUGAUUCAGGUUUGCGCUCUCCUCAAAGUCACUUCAACUUCAUGAGGUUUGUUCUUAUUUGGAUAUGUAAGGACUGCAAGCUGUGAAGAGUACUUCCUUGAGUUAGUUUAUCUUUAAUGAUUUAUGAUUAUCAAAGGACUUGUGCAUGCUGCUUUUUAGAUUCUGGUCAAAUUUUGAGUCUGAAUUUACAGUUUUUUGUUAUUUUUUCUGGCUGCUUAGUCUCUGGAAACAAGCAUUGAGAGCAACACUGACAUAUCACCCUUUUAGCUGACAUGUUGAGCAUUUCUGAAAAUAGUCACAUGUGAAAAUAUCAAGCUGAUACACAGCCACAAUUUGUACUUUUUUGAUGGAGCAUGUGUCUGCCAAACAGGUGCAUAUGAAGUCCAAUGUAGUUUCAUUUUGCUCAGUAACACCUCCAGAAAUAUCUGUAUUCUUGGCUGCUGAACCCAUCAAUUAAUCAAUCUUUAAUUAAUCAAUACAAGGUGCUUAAAAAGCUAGUCUAGACCAGACCCUUUUUUAUAAAGACUCAAUGUAAAGAUGGGAUCAGACUGAGCUCUGUCCUGUUAGAUCAGACCAACUCCCAUCCACCUUCAGCCACAUGAGUGAAACUCUUUACAGCAUUUAGAGAGUUAGACUGGAGAGGAAGAACUUACUUUAACAGGCAGAAACCUUGAACAGGACCAGAUUGAUGUUGGACAGUCAUCUGCUGAGACUGAGCUGGGUUUAGAGAGGACAGAGAGAGAGAUGGAGAAAGAGAGAGAUGGACAGAGGAGAGAUUGAUGCUCAUUGUUGGAGCAGCUGGAAAGCAGACAGGUCAAACCUCAGCAGCGAUCGAGAGGCACGGGUGUCAUGAUGGAGGUCAGGGACCCCCAGUAAAGACUGCGUAUCAGUGACUGUAAUGGCACAUGAUGUUGUUUACAGUUAAUAACACAGUAGGAACGAGGUUGGAGAAGGAGGGAAGGGUGCUCCAUGUGUCAGCCCCCCCAGCAGUUUAAAUCAGCUCUCAUUCGUCAGCUGGUUUUCAGAUUUAUCAGUCUGUGCCUUGAGUUCAUCUCUAAAGUCUAAUUUCUGUAUUUCUUUCUCUUCUUUUUUCAUUUUAGGCAAGUAUGUGUACCAGCCCAUGACCAAUGUGUGCCAGCUGCCCAGCACAACCGUGCCGUCUGUCGACACAGAGUACAGCAACACCAUGGACCUGUCUGUAUCUCUGGCUGAGCGCUUCCUGAAGCUCGCUCCCUGUUUCCAGUCACCCCCUCACCUGGAGUCGCCCAAGUACUGCGUCAUCGCUGACCUGUUUGUAGACGACUACAUUGUCAAGCGUAUCAACGGGAAGAUGUGUUACGUGCAGCGCCCCCCGCCUCCUUUACCGGAACCCCCUCAUGCUCCAACCCCUCCCCCACCUGCUCCCCCAACACCGCAGAGGCCCCAGAACCCCACUCCUCAGCCUCGACAACCAGUGAAGCCGGCACCACCAACCCAGCACACAGCUGCGCCCGCACAGCCGGUCCAGCAGACGUACAGUGAACACAAACACCCGUCUCCUGUGGAUAAAAUCAAAGGCCCCAAAAUGGACCACUGCUCCUCUCCGUCCAGCUCAGAGGACUCAGGCAUAAAUGCGCUGGGUCUGCAUUAUCUGGAAUCCUGUGAGGAGGAGAGCGAGGAGGAGGAGGACGAGGAGCUGAGCACGGAUGGGAACUCCAGCCCCGGGAGCCUCUGGGACCAGGAUGAUUGCUCUCUGCUGUCCCCCUCGAAGUCUAUGAUAGAGAUCAUCGAAAAGAUCGAAACAACUGUGUAACUUACAUCAACACGGAUAUUGCUGUGAAGGACCUCGAUCUAACAGAGCAGCAUGAUUUAACUGAGAACACAUCCUGCAGGUGGCUGAGGACUGUCCGUCUGCAUUCCCACACAGCCUCUCCUCUGUCCAGCAACCCUGCAUGGAGUGAGUUUCUCAAACUUUUCAGAGGUGAAGGAGGAAGCACAGGAAUAAAAAGCACAUGCACAGUGGACCAAAAAGAGCUCUUGUACAUGGUAAUUACACGGUGACAAAUCUGAAAUACAAAAGGAAAUAUUAUAGAAACACUUACAUCAGAGGAAAGUGAGAAAAAGUGACUUUUUCUGAGACUUUUUUCAAGCAUACAUUACUGGAGCUAAAUUAUGUAUAAACAAAGAGAGGUAUAAGUGGGUUUGGUGAUGAUAAUAAGCAGUUUGGGGUUUCCUGGUGUUCUCCAGUCAUCAGUCUGGUGUUCAGACUCUAUUUUAAUUCGACAUUUAAGUGGCAGAUAGAGCUUGCCAUUUCUAGCUCUCUGGCCAGUGGCUCCACCCACACCUAUUAGUAAUUCUGACACUUCAGCAUAAUAAGUACAAGGCCAGCUACCUCUCAUGGGCCUAAAGCACAUCAGCCCUUUUACCCGUGAAUUACUCAGCUCUGAGCAGCAGCAGGGACACAGCUGCUUUUAUCACGUUAUUAUUAUAAUAAAAGAUUCCAGGCCCUCAGUUAGUCUGCACUUUACUGACACUAACACACACACUAGGUAUAGGUAGGUCAGUGUUUGACAAUCAAGGAUUACACAAAAGCACAUUCCCACACUGUACCUGCCAGUGAGCACCACGGAUGCUUUUAUACAGCUUCUUAAACCAUUUGUCAGACUUUGAAACACUGUUCUGACCAACUUUUGUGGUCACGCUGUACUGAAGUGCAGCGCUGCUCGAGGAUAAAUGAGGCAUUAAGCGAAAACAGGAUUUGAUUUGAGCUGUAAUGUCAGGACUUGAAGAGCAUGGACCAGUCUUCAGCAGAGCUCUAACGACAAAAGUAGGAGUUAGUUUAGUGAUGGGAAGAACACUGAGUCUUAAGAAUCCAUUCAUUAAAAUGAUUCGUUCAAAAGGUUCAUUCACCAAAUCAGUCAGUGCUUCGGAGCCCUGUCGUGCCAGGUGCAGUACACGAGUGAGUGACACAGCGGCGCUGAUCGGGAGUUCGUUCAUUGUACAAACCCCUCCCCCGCUGCUGAAGUCAUAGCGUUGUUCACUGGGUGACACAUGUUGUUCAUUCGCCAAGUCGUGAAGGAAGAAUCACUCCCCUGCCCUGAAAAACUCACCUCUCUGUGUGCCGCCGACGUUCACAUUGCGACGUGAGUGAAACAACACAGCAGCAAGCAGCACGCCCACUGUGGAGUGGUUAAAGAGAAAUAAACAUUGCAGCUGUAGUGCGGAUUCUGAUACUUUUAAAGAUAUCAAAUCGUGUAUUGCUUUAAAUCGGCUGAAAUUAAAUCCUUCUUGCAGGAAAGUUUAUAGACAUGUAUUAAUGUAAAGGCACUAUAACGCACUGUUUUAUCUUAGCCUAUGUUCAUCCUCACAGUGAACAAACCGGUGCUCGGCAGUUUGUGAACGAUGCUAUGCCCCUCCCUCCUCUGCCUGCCUCAGUUGGUCGGAAGUCGUUCGUUUCGUUCACAGUUUGACCGACACAUGCGGUUCAUUCGCUGUGAGCAAAUCACAAGACUUCGCCCGCCCUCUUGCUCGCUGGCUGGCUGUGUGUCAUUCACAAGUGAGUCAGAGGCAGCAGUUCCACUCCCGACCGGCACGCCAAUUUGCGGCUGAGCUCAAAUGACCUGAGAAAGGAACAAAUCAGGUCUUGAAGUGAUUCAGUUCACAUUGUUGUUAACUCAGCAGUUCUGGUCUUUUGAACGAAUCGUUCAAGAACGACACUAAGUUACAUUGUCAUGGCAAAACUUUGUAGGACACUUAGUGAAGGAGGGAUCUUCGUAACAUAUAGAUAUGAACUUGAUAAUGAAACUGCAUUCUUACGUCCUUCUCCAGGCUUGAGGGUGAGAUGUCCUGUGUUUCCAGGUGACAGGGGAGUCUGGGAAAAGGUGUGCAGGCUAGGAUAGAUUAGUAUGUCACAGUUAUUUUGUGCUAUGGGGCGUAAAAGUGUCACUUAAUGCACCUUUUAAAGGAGAUUGCAGUAUGGAAUAGGAUGCUGAGUAGGUGUUGUGAUGUUGUGAUGGACAUGAUAUUAGAAGAAAUGCACCUCAUAAUCCGAUACGUGAGACAGCCCCUUAUUAGUCAGGUAGUAAAGUGAAGAUGGGCUCGGUAUUUUAUUUUGUAUCUUUAAAUGUUUGGAGCUGUUAUUUCCUGAGCUGUUAUCUGCAAAAAUCACCAUAAUAUUCAGAAUUAUUGCUGCAAAGCUGCACAAGAUGUAAAAAUAUUUAAAAAAAGAAUAAUUAUGCAUGACUGCAUACAUUUGCAGAAGUCCCUUAUGUCCAAGACUAAUCUGAUAAAUUUAGCUGUUCAAAGAGCGGACAAAUUGUUCAUCUGUUCAUCAAAUGAAAUGAUUUUCAUUCAGGGACAGCCUCAACAUUACACCCACACACAGUCCCUCCUAAUGCAGUUUAAAAAUGUCUUCUGUUCUCAUUAUUGUUAUAUUAUUUUCAUAUGAAUAAAUCUCAAUGAAACAUUACUUCUUCUGUGUCUUUUGAAAUGUGUGGGCAUUUACUGUCGACAGAGGUAACGCCGGAGCUUUCUUCUGAAAAGCACUCAAACUUCUACUACCUGACACACAGAUGACUAAUGCUCUCCAGAGAUUGGGCGGCAUGGCAAAGUAGAGUGAGAGAUAAGCUAAAAUUGAGUCAUUACUUUUCACUGUGCUUGUUUGCUUCCUCUGAAAUGUCUUGAGAAUUGUUCUUUGUUGUUUCUCACAUUCCCUCUUUUGUAACCUUUUCUUUCCUGUGACGCAGCAGCAGUGGAAAAUCACACAGAGGCAAGAGAAAAAUCAAACCAAAGCAAGUGCAGAAGUUAAAACUCAAGACCUCUGACCUUUUGCCAUAAUUGUAAUCUUGCAUUUAAAGAAAAAACAACACAGGUUAGAGACCUCGCUCUUCUUUUUUUUUUCCAGAUUUUGUGUUGCAUCUGCGUUAAUGAGAGAUUUGCAAGUGUCUCACCUUGACUCCCAGCCCAGAUUGAUUUCCCCUGUUUCUCUUGCAGAGUGUCUAUUGAUUAUUCGUACUCCUCUAGCGCACAAAGAAAAACCGAGGCCACGAUGAAAUGCUAAUCAGUUGAUAUAAACGUACAUUCAUUGUUCUGCUCGGUCAUGAAGAGGAGGAGUGUGCAGCUGACUGCUGCUGCUGGAGAGCCUGCAUGACAAAGCAAGAGUGGGAGACAAGAGAAAGAGUAAAGUGGAGAAGACAAGAGAAGAGAAUAAAAGGCGGAGAGAAAAAAGUGGGAGUGCAUGGAGGGAGUGAAGCGUGAGCAGAGCAGAGCAGAGGAAGUGCAAUUAAAAGGAUGAUGAUGCAAGCACAUGCAAAGUCUUUGGAGGGACUGUAUGUGUGUGUGUGCAGUCCAACAUUUUGAAAUAAUUUCAGAUUUUUUUCAAGGGCUUCAGACAGAUCUCAUGAAGAGAUAGAUUUGCUGUAACUGUUAAUCCCUUGCAGCAAAGUCAUUCAACUGGCAAGCACCUUGAGCAGUCCACAGCUCCCACUCAUACACACACACACAUAUGUGCACUCACACUCAGUGGAUGAUACACACCAAAUCAAAAAACGCCCUUGUACAAGGACUGCUUCACAAGUUCAGCUGGAACAGCACGAGUCACAGGAGCUGUAGGGAGAUGUUGUCGGUCGUCCUUUUUUCCCUUUAGAUGUGAGCACAAACACAUUACCUUCCUGAGGAGGUCUCCUUUUAAUUUCAGACAAUUGCCUCCUCUCUCCAGGGGCCACUUAUUAGAAGAACAAAACUCAAAUAUUCAGAGGAGAUUUUAAGUGGCAAAAUGAAAACACGGCGUGCCAGCACUGCCUCACCUGAGUUAGAGAAGCGUAAGUAAUCAAGUAAACAGAUUUUCUCAUUUCGUCUGCUCAUUAAAUUGGCCUAAAUGUAAUGCAGGGAGAUGCAGACAAUUUAAUACUCACAGAAAGGCGUAUCAUAAAAACUAACCCCUAAUGUUUGUGCAUAAGAGUCUGCAGGAUGAGGGUGAGUGUCUCUCCGUACUCAAACUGUAAGAGCUAAACUUGUGUUAGUAAAGACCACAAGGUUUUGUCCAAUUAUUCAAACCAGCUAGUGAUUGGGGCUACACCUGAAACCAUGAAGUUACUCACCACUGCCUACCUGGUUUAAUGGCCCAUUUAAUGAGUCCAAAAACUUUUAGACUUAACUUGCUGUCCCACCGAACACCUUUAAUGAGCUCAUUGUUGCUGCACUAAAACAAGUAGCUCAACACCAGGAUUGUUAUCCAAUUUUGUCUCAAGUUUCUGCAAAAGAAUAACAUCCUGAAUGUAUUUUCACAUAAUAGUUAAAUACACAAAUAAACAACACAGUAUUUUCAACAACAUAUUGAGACCUUGAUUUGACUUUGUUAUUUUGAAUCUUGAAAGCAGGCAAGUACGUCCUGUCUCUCAGGAGGAGAACAACAGGAACAUCUACUCUUGGGAAAUCCUGUACUCUUUAUGAAGCUGUAUAUAUGCCUCUAAACAUGAACCUUUUCUGUCGACUUCCUUCUUCUAUCUGCCUCUGCUUACUGUACGCCAAUGCAUGAUAGCGUUUAUUGUUUGGUUAGUGUCCAAGGUUAAAAAUAAGGCCAACACAGAAGUGCAAAACACUACAGAUUCUAUAG